AUGGACGAAGACGCAAGAAAGAAAUAUUGUCAUCUUUUGAUGUUUGACGUUGUUGAAGAAGAAAAAGAUCAGAGAAAAAAGAAUUCAUCAUCUUUUGAUUUGCCAAUUGAAAAUUCUUUUUUGAUUUAUAAUAAUAAUCAUCACCAUCAUGCAAAUGAUGAUUCGUCAUCAUUGUCACCAACAAAAUUAUUAAAAUCAAAACGUAAAAAACGAUCAAAUAAACCAAAAAGAACUCCACGUCCACCAAAUGCCUUUAUACUUUAUCGCAGAGAAAAGCAAUCCGAAGUGACUGCGAAAAAUGACAAAUUAACUAAUGCCGAUGUCUCAAAAGUUAUUUCAAAAAUGUGGUGGAAAGAAUCCGAACAAGAAAGGUUUAGAUGGGAAAAAACUGCCGAUCAUAUGAAAUUACUUCAUAUGCAAGAAUAUCCAGAUUAUGUUUAUAAGCCAAAAAAAUCUAUUAACAAAAAACGUAAAAAAAUCAUUCACCAAAAAAUCAACAACAACGCUGAAUCUACUUUUGCUGACAAUCCUCAACCAUUUGAUGCUAAAUAUAAACUUAUGGACGAUAUAUUAUUCAACGAUUCUUCUGUAAAUGAAAUAUCAAAUUAUUUUGAUUCUCCUAAUUAUAAUUUACAAGAGUUUUCUAGAAAAAACAGUGUAGUAAGCAUAUAA
This is a messenger RNA of Entrophospora candida, 672 nucleotides long. The record is from the annotation of a GenBank genome assembly. Lineage: Eukaryota; Fungi; Glomeromycota; Glomeromycetes; Entrophosporales; Entrophosporaceae.